Saccharomyces paradoxus is the source of this 597-nucleotide messenger RNA. It is a transcript of the gene HUA1, whose product is annotated as Hua1p. The transcript has a single exon. The coding region runs from base 1 to 597 and encodes 198 amino acids. The record is from RefSeq and is a predicted model, not a curated record. Gene Ontology annotation, cellular component: cytoplasm. NCBI's taxonomy places the organism in Eukaryota, Fungi, Ascomycota, Saccharomycetes, Saccharomycetales, Saccharomycetaceae.
AUGUCUAAAGACACAUAUGAUGAUGAGCUGCCGAGCUACGAGGACGUAAUCAAGGAAGAGGAGAGAUUGCAAUCCCAACCGCCACGACCACCAAGACCAGCACCUAGCGCGGCGCAAGGGUCCCAACAAAGACCCCAACAAAGGCCCUCGACCGUGCCAUCAGUACCUUCGUCCCAUACACAUGGUCAGUUCCACUCUUAUGCGCCUUCAAGUUCCCACGCACGCCCUCCACCAAGGCCACAACAGAAUCCAAGCUUGCCCUGGACAUAUCCUCCGCGGUUUUACUGUUCCAAGUGUGGAAAUACUGGUUACAAAAUAAAGAAUGGGCGAUCUUGCAAAUCAUGUUGGAGAAGGUUUGCACCUCAAAAUAACGUUGUUGCCGCACCGACAUAUUACACAAAUUACACAAUGCCCGUAUUCACCAGCUCAUGGCAGGGUAAUAGGCCCUUGUAUGUUCAACCGGGGGACCCUCGCCUCGGAGGCGUACUAUGUGGUGAAUGUAGAGGGUCCGGGCGCACCAGGUUCCUGUUAGAUGAAGAUAUAUGUCCUCUGUGUCAUGGUGUUGGCAGAAUUAUCUCCCAGCCUCAACGCUAUUAG